AUGUCCGGGGGCAUGUCCUCGUGUCUACCCAUGUCCGGGGGCAUGUCCUCGUGUCUACCCAAGUCCGGGGACAUGUCCUCGUGUCUACUUCUAUAUCACACCAGCUGUUCCUCCUACAGGAAAUUACAGAAUAACAGGUUUUCUCCCCAAACUGAACCCGUAGAGAACCUCUUCCCCAGCGGCGCCGGGGAGGAUGGAGAGUCACGCACCAGGAGCAGGUCACGGCGCUGUGUCGCAGCCUCCGAGGGACACCGUCCCUUGGACUCCAGGGCUAGUCCCAGCCCCACCAGGGACGCCUCUAGCCUCGACUACUGGAGGAGGGUCCGGUCCCUCUCGCGGGAGACGCGCCUGCGACAGGAGGCACGGGAGCGACACCUUCAGAAGGUGGAGUUAGAGGAACGCCGACGUCGUCAGCAAAUCCUCAGUGAGAGGAAGAUUGAGCGCGACGCCUUGAUGACCAGAUUCCUGAGGGAGCCACUUCGGCAGCACCGAGCCGCGAGGGCCGCCAAGAGCACUUCGGGGAGGGACGAAGGCGACGCCGCAGGAGGAGGAGGAGGAGGAGGAAGAGCCACGAGAGAGGAAAGAGAAGCAAGGAGAAAUGUUUUAGCAAGUCGGUCGGUUCCGGACCUGGAGGAGGCGCUGAGGGUCGUGAGAGGCGAGGACGAAGCUCUUGACGUCCGAGCACGAGCGUUCCUGAGCCCCAGGCAGAUGCGACACAGAGCCCCCAAGGAAGACCAGGGGAUAUGCGACCGAUACCUGCGCACGCAGUCUCGCGCCACAGUCCAGCGGCGUACUCCAGGACCCACCCCACGCUGGGGUGUAGCGCCCCCAGGUUACACCGAGAUCCGGGAGAAUCAGAAGCCCUACCCAGCAUUGUCACAUGAGAUGCCGCCACCUGAGAGGCAGGUGGCGCCACCUAGGAGCCGCCACCUGAGAGGCAGGAGCAGCGUAGACUCCGGUUGCAAGAGGAGCAAUACCCUCAGCGACACCUUGAGCGUCACGUCCUCGGAGGAAAGAGACGCAGAGUAUUUAUUAUCUGAGUAUUGUCCGCCUUCGGACAGUCAUAUAAUGGUACUUCCAAGGCCGAGACUAGACCGUCGUAGCUCCAUGCCAGAUCUGCGAGACUAUCGGUGCGUGAGUUCUGCAGUAAUGUACGAGACCAUUGCCACGCUGGGGAGCCUUGGGGACACUCGCGGCCUGCUGGUCCUGCCGCCUUGGGGACAUGACGACCACACCACGCUCACCGCCUCUGCGCCGCCACAUAUACAUCACACUAAAAACAAUGGGGAAAAUUUGCAUAGAUCUCCCAAAAAGUGGGCCCAAAAGAUGAAUAAAUUCAUAGAAAACGAAACCAAUGCAGUGCUUCAAACCAGUCCACUUUUAUCAGCGCUCCCGCCCUCGCUGGGAAGACCAUCCUCACAGAAAGGCCGACGAAGCCAACGGAAAGAAUGGGUAUCAAAACACACGUCGAUGAAGACCUUGCAGAAGAAAAUUCUACCAACAUCUUUGACAGAUUCCUCCUCGCAAACUGACGGAAUGCAGUACAUGCGCCCCACGUCUGCGGUCCACCACAGAUGUAACUCUCUAGGGAGCGAGGGAGCAGAGUCUGUCUAUUACGACAGUCUGGAGGAGGAUGAGAGUAGAAAUAACACAAAGCGAUCUGUUAAUCAAGCGUUCUAUGUACCAAUAAAGAAUGAGACAUCGCCUGUGCGGGCCGAGUGCCUGGCUCUGCCGGCGAGGCUUACAGCCCGCCUGGAGGAACGACGAACAGCUGCUCGCCCUCGACCCUUCCCCGGCACCACCUCCAGACUCGCUCUAGCAGGAAACCGUAUGAAUGAUGAAGAAAAACUGCAUCAGUUCGGUGCGAAAGACGACAGUUUGAGUAAUGAGGAGAUGACUAGCGCCUCACAAGAAUAUUACUUGAAUACAAAUGCAUGUACGAGCGAUUCGGACAUAAGAGACAGCCCAAAAGUAGUAACCAGGAAGAAGAAAAUGGUGCCUCUUUCUCCCUCAAAGUCCAACACCGGCAAGUCGCAAUCUGAUAUACUACAAUUAUCUUCUACGAAGUCUGUUAACUUUAGAGGUUCUUCCACUGCAUCACCUCGUUCAAGUGUACAAAUAACCACAGCACAACCGGCUCCCUGUCUGAAUUCAGUAAGACACAACAGCCCCUCCACUCGCGUACCUGAGGUGGUGGUCGAGGCAAACUCCCGGCAACACUUUAACACCUAUACUCCUUUCCCCAUAGGGUCGACACCUUCCUCAGGUUCCCCGAGACGGCCCGACCAGUCAAGUCAACAGCCUUACAGGUGUGUUGUGGUAGACGGCUUCGGUCAUCAGCACGAAAAGACCAGCGAGGGUUUGAUCAAAAUACCGAAGUCAGCCCUGGCGCUGCAUGAGUCGGUCAAAGAUGGAGUAAAUGGAUGUGAUAACAAGAGUGUAAAAUUUGCCUUUGAAGGUGCUAGCAUAGUAAAAUCAGAUCUUCCACUUUACAGAAACAAUGCAAUUGCUCAAUACACACAAGAGCAUGUAUACACGGAAACAGACAAUGAACGUCUGUGUGGCCUCAACCACAAGUCUAGCCCGGACAGCGAGUACCACAUACACAUCUCUCAGUCCGGCUUGGAAACCUUCGACAAGAUUUUCACUGACCAUGCCAGAGUUGUUAACACUGCUGAAGGUGAUACAUUAAGCAAUACUAGAGUGAAUGAUGAGAAAGGUGUGCUAGUAUCCUCUGGCCUGGAAAACAAUGACACGCUUAAAGCGACUUACGUUGUGAAGAAUAUUAGCCAGAAGACGGCAACAGAAAGCAAUGACAGCUCUCACUAUGAGUUCCUUCCAAAUACAGAGGAGGAAGACCUGAAGGAGAAGAGCUCAUGCAUCCCGCAGAAGGAACAUGAAAUUAUCGCCAGCACCACCAGCGGGAAAGAUGUGCUGCUGGAGAGUGGUUUUAUUGACAUGGAUGACCUUAGUUUAUCAUCUGACUCCCUCAGCAUUAACUGUAACAAUAUUGAACAAACUCCUCUACCAGAGACAACGAAUACAAUGUCAGAAAAUUUUGAAAAUAUUAUAAAAAUACACAUUUCUCCCUCGUCACGGUGUGAACUGAGCAGUGAUACAGGAGAUUCAAGCAGUGAAACAUUAGUGAAAUCCUCUCGGAAAAUGUAUACCCAGGGAUCAUCAGUAAAGGAAUUUCAAAGCGUAGAAAAACAUACCUUUGAAGAUGUCAGUGUCUCACAUGAAUACACCAUUACUGUAGAUAAAGGAAAAGCCAACUCAGAGCAAGCAUGGGACGACACAUGCGAAGAAAACGGUGAUUGGAAAAGUGCAGAAAACAAACCAAGAAAUAUUGACAGUGAAGACGGCGACCAUCAUGACGCAAGAGAAGACAGUCACGGAACAAAGGAAGGAACACUUACAGCCACUGACGUAGCAAGAGACCAUUGUCUGCCUGAAAACGAUGUUCGUACUGCCCUAACUGGACAUACAUACGUAAGAGAACACAUAGAUAUAAGAGAACAGUCAGACGGAAGAGAAAAUUUAGACAUUAGAGAGAAAAGAAUCGAGAAAGAAGAUCUAGACGAAAGGGCACUCAAGAACCGGACAAAGGACAGCCUACAUGCGGAAGGCGCCACAGACUCGAAUGUAUCGUCAAGCUUUGAGAACAGCAUCUGCAGUAAAGGUUCUCCUAGAGCUCUUGAAGAAGAGAAUUUCUUCACCAGUUCUAACCAAGGGCAAAUGCUGAGUCAGAACACAGAAUCAAGUUCGAAAUAUGUUUCAACUCAGAGCACAGACCCUAGUGAAGAACAGGUCCUUGUUCCUUCCGCAGAACUCGGUGAAGAACAGGACCUAGCUUCUUGUACAGAGCUUAGUGAAGAGCAGAAUCUUGUUCCUAGGACAGAGCCUAGCAAAGAACAAGAUUGGGUUCGAGGCACAGAACCUAGUGAAGUACAGGAUCUAGUUUCUCGUACAGAGCCUAGCGAAGAACAGCAUCUGGUUCAUGGCACAGAGCCAAGUAAAGAACAGGAUCUGGUUUCUUGUACAGACCCUAAUAAAGAACAUGAUCGAGCUCCUGGUGAAGAACAGACCAUCAUUCCUAACACAAGAUCUAGUGAAGACCAGGUUCUAAUUCUAUGCCCUGAUUCUAAUACGGCGCAGCUCUCGAUUCCUGGAACAGAAGGUCCAGAGAACGAGGCGGAGGAACUGAGUGAUGGAACAGACUCGUGGGACCGCGUGACAGUGGUCCGAGCUCUUUCUGCUGACAGCUCCGGCAGCAGGAACCUCACCCCAGACAUGAACCCAGAAGUCCCCAUGUCUGACACCCUACAUCAGGAGGCAGGAGAAGAGAUAAGUAUUGAUGAUUUCCUCUGCAUGGACCAACAGAAUAGGUUCCGAAGUCCCCCAGAAGCCUCGACAAGAAGUCCUCUUCUGGAAAAUAACUCUGAUUUGCUGGAAGAGAUCUUCCGGGCCAUCACGCCGAGCAAGAGUGAACACGCGCUUGUGGAUGAGACCAGCUCAGAGCUCUCUACCAUUGAAGAAGACGAUGAGCUUUCUGAUGCUUCCCCGCUACUGCAGCAGGAAACAUCGCUACUGAAAGAGUCAGUAAACACUUCGAAGGAGGAGAAUGGAAACAUUGCGACGUUGAUAGGAAUGGAAAACUGCGAUGUCAGAAGUACAAACUGUUCGAUAUCGAGCCAGGGCAGCGCCUCUAACGCGCAGGACAAAAAUAACAUUGUGGUUGAAGGAAGCGAGAACGCUGAAGUGGGAGAGAGUGAGGCCAGCCAUGUGGUACGGGAGAGUGAACGCGUUGUGGUAGGUGGUACCCGCGGGGGAGGUGCAAAUGGUACCCUUGUGGUAGACGGUGUUGACAAUCUUCUUAAGGUAAAAGGAGAUGGCGGAAAUGUUAUGGUAGAAUGUAUUGAUGACAGUGUUGCUGUGGAAGGUGUUGAUGACAGUGUUGCUGUGGAAGAUGUUGAUGACAGUGUUGCUGUGGAAGAUGUUGACGACAGUGUUGCUGUGGAAGAUGUUGACGACAGUGUUGCUGUGGAAGGUGUUGAUGACAGCGUUGCUGUGGAAGGUGUUGAUGACAGUGUUGCUGUGGAAGAUGUUGAUGACAGUGUUGAUGACAGUGUUGCUGUGGAAGAUGUUGACGACAGUGUUGCUGUGGAAGAUGUUGACGACAGUGUUGCUGUGGAAGAUGUUGACGACAGUGUUGCUGUGGAAGAUGUUGACGACAGUGUUGCUGUGGAAGAUGCUGAUGACAGUGUUGCUGUGGAAGAUGUUGACAACAGUGUUGCUGUGGCAUGUAUUGACAACAGUGUUGCUGUGGAAGAUGUUGAUGACAGUGUUGCUGUGGAAGAUGUUGAUGACAGUGUUGCUGUGGAAGGUGUUGAUGACAGUGUUGCUGUGGAAGAUGUUGAUGACAGUGUUGCUGUGGAAGGUGUUGAUGACAGUGUUGCUGUGGAAGGUGUUGAUGACAGUGUUGCUGUGGAAGAUGUUGACGACAGUGUUGCUGUGGAAGAUGUUGACGACAGUGUUGCUGUGGAAGAUGCUGAUGACAGUGUUGCUGUGGAAGAUGUCGACAACAGUGUUGCUGUGGAAGAUGUUGAUGACAGUGUUGCUGAGGAAGGUGUUGAUGACAGUGUUGCUGUGGAAGAUGCUGAUGACAGUGUUGCUGUGGAAGAUGUUGAUGACAGUGUUGCUGUGGAAUGUGUUGAUGACAGUGUUGCUGUGGAAGGUGUUGAUGACAGUGUUGAUGACAGUGUUGCUGUGGAAGAUGUUGAUGACAGUGUUGCUGUGGAAGGUGUUGACGACAGUGUUGCUGUGGAAGAUGUUGACGACAGUGUUGCUGUGGAAGAUGUUGAUGACAGUGUUGCUGUGGAAGAUGUCGACAACAGUGUUGCUGUAGAAGAUGUUGAUGACAGUGUUGCUGUGGAAGAUGUUGAUGACAGUGUUGCUGUGGAAGAUGUUGAUGACAGUGUUGCUGUGGAAGGUGUUGAUGACAGUGUUGCUGUGGAAGAUGUUGAUGACAGUGUUGCUGUGGAAGAUGUUGACGACAGUGUUGCUGUGGAAGAUGUUGAUGACAGUGUUGCUGUGGAAGGUGUUGAUGACAGUAGUGUUGCUGUGGAAGAUGUUGACAACAGUGUUGCUGUGGAAGGUGUUGAUGACAGUGUUGCUGUGGAAGGUGUUGAUGACAGUGUUGCUGUGGAAGAUGUUGAUGACAGUGUUGCUGUGGAAGAUGUUGAUGACAGUGUUGCUGUGGAAGGUGUUGACGACAGUGUUGCUGUGGAAGAUGUUGAUGACAGUGUUGCUGUGGAAGAUGUUGAUGACAGUGUUGCUGUGGGAGAUGUUGACGACAGUUUUGCUGUGGAAGAUGUUGACAACAGUGUUGCUGUGGAAGAUGUUGACAACAGUGUUGCUGUGGAAGAUGUUGAUGACAGUGUUGCUGAGGAAGGUGUUGAUGACAGUGUUGCUGUGGAAGAUGCUGAUGACAGUGUUGCUGUGGAAGAUGCUGAUGACAGUGUUGCUGUGGAAGAUGUUGACAACAGUGUUGCUGUGGAAGAUGUUGAUGACAGUGUUGCUGAGGAAGAUGUUGACGACAGUGUUGCUGUGGAAGAUGUUGAUGACAGUGUUGCUGUGGAAGGUGUUGAUGACAGUGUUGCUGUGGAAGAUGUUGACGACAGUGUUGCUGUGGAAGAUGUUGAUGACAGUGUUGCUGUGGAAUGUGUUGAUGACAGUGUUGCUGUGGAAGGUGACAGUGUUGCUGUGGAAGAUGUUGAUGACAGUGUUGCUGUGGAAGGUGUUGAUGACAGUGUUGCUGUGGAAGGUGUUGAUGACAGUGUUGCUGUGGAAGGUGUUGACGGCUCUUCCGCAAUUCGUAGAAUCGAGAAUCACAAAGAGGUCGGACAGGAAAGAAAACGGGCCGUAGGGGAGAGCGGGAAUAUGGUGUUCGGGGCCACUGAGGAAGACCAGGAAGGUAGCCGUGGCGAGGCUGACGGAGUCACUCGCCAAGUGUUUAGAGCUGACCGACGGAGAGUGCGCAGAUCUCAACCACAACAAAUUGGUGAAUUUAGCUUAGCCACGACACCAGCUACUUCUCCAACACACGACCUCGAUAUAGCCACGACACCAGCAGCUUCUCCGACACACGACCCUGACAUAGCCACGACACCAGCAACGUCUCCAACACACGACCCUGACAUUGCCACGACACUAGGAACUUCUCCAACACACGACCCCGAUAUAGCCACGACACCAGCUACUUCUCCAACACACGACCCCGAUAUAGCCACGACACCAGCUACUUCUCCAACACACGACCCCGAUAUAGCCACGACACCAGCUACUUCUCCAACACACGACCUCGAUAUAGCCACGACACCAGCAGCUUCUCCAACACACGACCCUGACAUAGCCACGACACCAGCAACUUCUCCAACACACGACCCUGACAUAACCACAACACCAGCAACGUCUCCAACACACGACCCUGACAUAGCCACGACACUAGGAACUUCUCCAACACACGACCCUGACAUAGCCACGACACUAGGAACUUCUCCAACACACGACCCUGACAUUGCCACGACACUAGGAACUUCUCCAACACAUGACCCUGACAUAGCCACGACACCCGAAAAGUCUCUAAUACACGACCCUGACAUAGCCACGACACUAGGAACUUCUCCAAUACACGACCCUGACAAAGAUGUCGACGAGAAAGAAAGGAGCGCUGUUCAAGGUGUAUGUAGAGACCUGGAGAACAUACAACACAAAGACAUUCGACCGAAAGAAGUAUCAGAAGAAGAGUCACAGCGCCAGGCUCAUGAUGGUGAAGAAACUGACAACUCACUACUCAGUUCAGUCACUCUGGACCUGACGGAAUCCGUCACCAAAGGGGAGUACGACGAGCUGCUGAACCACGUAGAGGAAUAUAUUGAGCAGAAAGUUCUCAUCGGGAAACGGAUCGUACCGAAUACAUAUAAUUCCCAUCUGAUGAGGGAAACCACGCUAGAGGAUGGAUACUCCAUAUAUGGUGAGAGUUCCUUGCGUGGAAAUUACGUUAAGGGUAAAGAAACUCCGAUAAAAAGUGACGCAACAGCGCCUCAAGGAUAUGACAACAUUGGCGACACAGAGAAUGAAGGCGCAGAAGCCUUCGCUAGUCUUCGUUCAAAUAUAUUAAUGAAUUCUGACGAUGAUAUAGUUUCGUGCAUUAACUUAGAGGACAAAAGCGACAUAAGAAAUCAGGUAAACACUGGCAGCAUUUGCAGGGAAGAUGUGCACGAGAGCUCGUGCGCAGACGAGGUCCUGCGACACAACGAUGGCCCGGUGGCGCCAACGAUGAGUCUCGCCAAGAGCAGCAGUGGUGCUUGUGGGUUUUCAGGCAGAGAGGACCCUCCUCAGUCUUCCUUAAUGGCAGGUUCCAGCACAUCCUCUGACGAUUCGCCUCGUAAUAGAGAUGGGAACGAAAGAGAGGCUGCUGCAGCAGCUAACUCGCCGUCCUCUGAUUCGGGUGUCGUAGAAAUGGCGGGAAAAAACAUACAAUCGCCCUCAGAAGAGUCUGCUGAGAGCGUGGCUGCUGAGGUCCAUGGCUCCCGGGACACUCAUUCUCAAGCGUCUGCUCGAAGUGAGCAGUCUGCCAACAGUAUACCUUGCCCAAGACCUUCCAGUAAGCAGGCUAAGGACCGCGCCAACCGCAUCACUAGCGGCCACCAUUCUUCUUCAGGCUGUGGGCGAGCGCUGCGGGAAACCAGUGAAGCCACAGCAGUCAACGGAUGCGCAAGCUUUCAAGAUCUGUAUGAUGGCUCAGAUAUCGAAGACUCGAAACCCCAGAGACGACACUGGGAAUCCCCUCAACGAAAUUAUUUCCAGGAACUUUCUCCCCAAAUAGACAGUGACCCAGUGUCAAUGAGCAGACAUAAACUCGUGCAAGAAUACGUGGAUAGUCUCCAACUGCACCAAAACUCUGGCGAUGGAUCGCCUCAGGGCACAGCUGGAAGUCCCCCAAGAUCCACAGAAGACACACCAACAGACCACCAGAGCGACUACGAAGCCUCAGACUCUGGCGACGCCAGCUACUCCGAAAGGCUACUGAAGGCUCUAGAGUCCAGAAGAUCUCGCCGCAACCGACCUCGAUCUUCCAAUAUAGAUAUCGAGGACAACCCUGGGCGGUAUCGACCAUCGACACUAAGUGCUCUCGACAUGUUCUUAGCUACACUCUCCAAAUACCGAGGGCACCAACUGGAAGGCGGGGAGGUGGGUAGGGACUCCACGCCCCCAGCGCUUCUUCCUGCUGCCGACGACAACGUGACCGUUCAAGUUCGAGCAGGACCUCGUCAACAUGACGUAAGAAUCAGCUCCCGGCGACAAGUGCGUCUGGUGGUUAAUGUUGGCAACCCUGUGGCCUCUUCGGACUCCGGUUGUGUACCAGACACCUCACAAUCUGAGUGUCGUGGAGGCCGGGCAGGGCCUCCUGCAGGAGGCUCCCCAGGAGGCCGGCGGCGGAGUAGGCGCCCUGGGCGUGACGGCGCCCCCGCCCCCAGCAGGGCAGCUGCUGCCGUCAACAGGGAGGUUGAUCAGCUCCUCACAGACGUCCGCGAGUACCUCAAUACUAAACUUAAAAGACAGGGAGGUGGUGAGGGAGGCGGCGAGGGAGGGAGACCAGACGACAUAGUGGUGGAGGGAAGCAACAUUGAGAAGUGCUUCACCGACCGUCCGACAGCUGGAGGGCGCACCAGACUCUACCCCAGAGCAGGUCGGGCGAGACACGAGCAGCGGCGCAGCAGAGGGCCGCUGGAUCCCGCCCUGAAGGAACAGCAGAGAAUUAAUGACUCCAUCAACGCUAUCAACGCUCUUCUGAAGCAGCUUUCCUGAGAGUCAGCCCCAUCAUGAAGGAGCAACAGCGAAGGGACCACAACUCCGGCAACGUCCUCCUCAAGUAGUUCUCCCGAGGCUCAACACGGCUUUCAGGAGCAGCAGAAGAUCCACGUUUCCUUCAGUGUCCUCCUUAGGCUUCGAACCAGAUCUAGCCAGAGUGAGUCGCCUUUGUUUACGUAUCCGGCAACACAGGCAAUAGCCAGGGUUCGUGUCUCGCUCUCUUUUGUUUUAAAUAACAAACUUGUGAGCUUCGACGCCUCCUGAAAAUAACACUAAUCAAAAGUUAUUAAUAUGGUUCACGAACCCAAAGAAUCUUAAUCAAACGCUAGAGUAUUUUAUGUGGAGAAAGUAAGUCAAAAUAACGUGGCUAAAAAUGUAUUCCCAACUGACACAUAUGGAAAGAAAAAGAACUGACGACGUUUCGGACCGUCCAGGACUUCAUAAUGGUCCAGAACGGACCGAAACGUCGUCGUUUCUUAAUUUUUUGAUGUGUGGUCUGGUCAUCAUUGCUUUUCACAUGAGUGGGUAAGAUUAUCAGUAUUGUAAGAGAAGUACUGUGCAUGUAACAGCGCCGGGUCGCAGUGCUGAGGACAGAGACGCGGAGACGUCAACUAGACAACAAUCUCAGUGCUUCCUGUGUUAUUAAAUAUGUGCAUAGGUGACAUACUUAACAUAAUAGAUACCCUUA
Messenger RNA from Procambarus clarkii (red swamp crayfish), 10564 nucleotides. The record is from RefSeq and is a predicted model, not a curated record. Lineage: Eukaryota; Metazoa; Arthropoda; Malacostraca; Decapoda; Cambaridae.